AAAUGUAAUUAAGCUUGCAGCAGUGAAAUAAGUACAUACCAGAGUUAUCAAUCAUAGGCACAUCUACAACUGAAAUUUUAAAAAAUACCCCUGUUAGCUGUUGUAUGAGGAAAGAAUUGCAGCAUAUUUUAAGGUAUUUUCCCACCAUUUGCUUGGAAAGGCCAAGGAUAACAAAAAAUGUCAGUCAGGAUAGUAAGUCCCAAUUUCAACACAGCAGUCUUCCUCCUCGCCCCAUGCUCUUGCACUAUUUUCUAGUUCUGAUGUGUUAUUGCAGGUGAUGUGAUGCAGCAGUUAGCACAUAUUCCCAUAGCUUUGGCAAUUAGGCUGAGUUUCGGGAUAGGAUGGGGAAUUCUUUUGAUGUUCAUUCCCCAUAAAGAUGGUGUAAUUCAUUAUAAUCUUCAUGUCAUUCACAAUAAUAAUUUAUUUCCCUGUAUUGAUGUUUCACUGUUGUAUAUUAACCUUCUGUUAGGUUAUGUUUCACUUGUCAAUAGUCCUGAUUUUUGUGGUGUCUGGCAACUUGAAUGUUAAAGUGCUUAGAAAGAUACUAUCAGGCCAAUUAGAAUUUUGAGGUUAUGAUCACUUGAGUUAAUUUUUCACAGCACAGAGAUUAUGAGUGCAUCAUUCUGUCUGUCAAUACUGUUUUUGUUUACAGUUCUCAGAAUAAUUGAAAGUAAAUACUUUUUUUGUGUCUGUUAAUACACUCUAUCGGGUUAGAUAUCAACAGUACCUUUCUUUACAGAAAGAAGAUGCCAGCAUACGGAUGUGACGAAGGCUGGAGAUAAGCAAUACAUACGUUUCUUAAGCUUUUUUUUUACCAUAACUGAAGCUUUGAAACAUCAUAAAGUUUAUCCGGUACUUGUUGGUUACCGGGACACAAAACGGGGGAGUCGAAUAUCUGGGGUUGGAUUGGAACGGAAAACUGCACAUGCGUAUCAGUAUAUCCGUAUACUCGGUUGUUGUUAUCUGUUAGUUCGUUGAGUUAUUUAUUACUGUUUGGUACCAUGUUAAAAAUUUGGGAUUUACAGUGAGGAAGAUUCUGUCUCUUUUCUGCAAGAUGAAGGAAUACUACUAUAUAAUAACUUUCAAUUUGGUGCAGUGGUUAUCCUGUGUGGGAGGAAGCUGCUUUGAGUAUGCAGAAUGGUUGUUCUGAUUCUUGCUGUGAGUAUCCACGCGGGGUACAUCGCCCCUCUAGCCCCUGAGAGUUAUCCCCUGGCCCUGCCAGCAGCCGGACACGCAGUUGAUUAUUACGCUUAUCCUCGAUACGCUUUCGACUACGCCGUUCAUGAUCCCCACACUGGAGACAAGAAGAGUCAGUGGGAGUCACGUGAUGGUGACGUAGUGAAAGGGUCCUACAGCCUGGUGGAGCCCGACGGAACUAUCCGCACUGUGGACUACACCGCUGAUGAUCACAACGGGUUCAACGCUGUUGUCCACAGAGUCGGCCAUGCAGUUCACCCCGUCGCGCCAGUGUACAGCGGUUAUGGGGGGUAUGGUUACGGUGGUUAUGGUGACAAGGGUGGUUACGGCGACUACUAUUAAAUUCCAAAGCUAACUUGUGAAUUUUUCAGAUACGAGGAAAUCAAAAAGAUAAUUUUUAGGAUUUUCUGAAACUUUUGCUAGUAAAUAUUUGGUUAAUGUCCGUGAAAUUUGAUACCGAACAUCUGAAUUCCUCUGUAACUGCCACAGAUCGGUAAUAACUGAGGACGAAUGUAGAGAAUGCAAAAAAAUUGACAUUUUAAAUUUAUUGCAAAGGUCGUGCGUUUUCUUGCCAAUGCCCGAGAAAACUAAAAAGUAGGUCUCCAAAAUGUUAAUUGUUGUAACUCCUAUAGGCAUCCAACACGGUAUGAAGCGCUUGUUGUAAGUCAUGUCGGAUUAUGGUAAUCACACUAUUCUCAAAACAAUUUUUGGCAAUUUGACCGUUCUCUACAAAUAGUUCUCAGUUCCUGUCUCUGUAUCUCUCUUUAUUCUUAUGCUUUAAAAAGAUUCAAAUUUGUAUUUAAAUUAAAUAAAUAACGUAAUUGAUUCACUGUUACAAUUUUUGUACACUGUCAAUAUGUACUAUGUUGCUUUGUAAGUGUUAAAAUACAUUAGAUGUUGUAUGUGUUGCAUCACGUUUAUUUUCGUUUAUGGACAAGUAAGCAAUAUUAAAAUUGUUGGAUAUGUGAACAAGUGACAGAUUCUUGUGGAGAAAUUAAUUUUCGCACGACUUACACAAAGUACGGGGAAUUUCUUGGCUAGUUCUUCUCUAUUCCAUUUAGUUAAUGAGAAGAAUCUUAUGAAAGUUCGUUUUGAUAAUUGAAAGUUCAUUUAAGCGACUCAGGGCUCAGACAAAUGGCGAAUUCUGAUGUUGGCAAUGUUAGGCCUGGUUUCCCUACCAGAGAUAACACAACACAUAAGCUUUCCACAAACGGCUGUGAAACAUUUUCCUUCAGACAACUUAGAACGAGACAGCCAGAAACGACAAACUGCAGUUAUCCGCGUAAAUCUUUCCAGUCGGUGAGACUCUUUUUAUGUCAAGUCCGUGACGAAUUACCUACAAUAAAGAGAUCUGUAAACAUUA
This is a messenger RNA of Zootermopsis nevadensis, 2560 nucleotides long. RefSeq names its product cuticle protein 19-like. NCBI's taxonomy places the organism in Eukaryota, Metazoa, Arthropoda, Insecta, Blattodea, Termopsidae. The record is from RefSeq and is a predicted model, not a curated record. Gene Ontology annotation, cellular component: extracellular matrix.